Molecule: messenger RNA, 4236 nt
Organism: Ruditapes philippinarum (Manila clam)
Lineage: Eukaryota; Metazoa; Mollusca; Bivalvia; Venerida; Veneridae
Product: complement C3-like
Cellular component (GO): extracellular region
Molecular function (GO): endopeptidase inhibitor activity
Source: RefSeq, a predicted model, not a curated record
AUGGCUGAACUGGAACAAGAUGUUCGUCGUCUUGCAAACUUGGCGUACUCUCAUGCUCCUAUAGAUGUUCGUGAGACUUUAGCCAAAGAACAAAUUAUAGAUGCACUUAGUCCUUCAAGUUUAACCUUGAGAAGAAAGAGGUUUAACAAUAGCGAUACAGGAUUCUUUAAAAAUUCAUUCAAACUACCCCCUUACCCUGAGAUGGGAAUUUGGACUGCAAGAGCCUUUUAUGGUGGAGAGUUCGAGACCGAGUCACACACCCUCUUUGAAGUUCGGGAAUAUGUUCUUCCAACGUUCGGAGUGACCGUUGACGUUGACGUUGAGUUCCUCCUUAAAACCACGAAGUCGAUAACCGUCAAAGUUACGGCCAAAUAUGUCUACGGUAAGCCUGUCCAGGGAAAUGCAAGGCUUUUGUUGCAAUUGAAAGGGGGAAAUGGAGAUCGUGACUUUAUCCUAAAUAUGGACAGAAAAACGGUUGAAGUGCAGUAUGUAAACGGAAAACCUGUUUCUGGCAAAGACCUUUUAGUUAGAAUGAGCGAAAAUGGGGAAUUCAAAAAAGAGGAAAAAGAGACAACAAACGACGACGGCCGGGCAACAAGUAUCUUUCAGACGGCUCAGGGCAUAAAUAAAAUCUCAUUUACUGUAUCAACAUCUGACAGUCAAUACGAAAGUGACGUGUUUGAGGUGGCUGCGUACGCUGGAAAAAAUCAAAUCCAAGUUGAGCGUGUGAAGACAGAGAGAAAUUUGAUGAUGAUGCGGGCUUUUACGAACAUACAAGGGAUUUUAUACACCGGAAUGCUUUUUGUGGUUAUUUCACGUGGUAAAGUAGUUUAUACAAAAUAUAAAGAGCCAGGAACACAAGCUAGUGUAGAGAUAACAAAGGAUCUACAAAAAUUAGUCUCACCUGAUGCCAGACUACUUGUCUUCUAUGUUGAUAAAACUACACACGAGCUUGUGGCUGAUUCUAUUAAGUUUGAGGUUGAAAAGAUGUGCCGCGGUGAAGGUGUAAAGAGGGAGAUAAAGCCGGGAAACUCGAAUUUUUUGACUGUUACUGGAACACCUUUCAUGCACGUGGGUCUAAAUAUAAUGGACAAAACUCUCCUUUUACUGAAUGAUAAGAAUAUUCUCAGGAAGAGCAAAAUGUUUGAGGCUCUCCAGUCACAUGAUCUGGGUUGCGGAGAAGGUGGAGGGAGAUCAGAAGCUGAUGUGUUCAAGAAAUCCGGCCUUACUGUGUUAACUAACGCUGACGUGGAUGAAAAUGAUAUAGUACGGACCACUGACGGCUGCAAGGCAAAUACCAGGAAACGAAGAGAUAGUGAUUCUUGUUUUCAUGGUGCUGCUGACACGUGUUGUGAGAAAGGAUACCAGUUUGCAGAAACACUAUUCUAUGAGGCAGAUGACACAGAGCCCAUGAAUCCAUACACAAAUUGCUACCCUAGAGCACUAAAAUUAACGAAGGAAAAAGUGCUUUCCAUCAAAUGCGUCAUGGCGUUCUUUAAAUCUUGUAUAGAUGAGCUGGAAUAUCUUAUAACCGAUAAAACAUCAAUAACUUCAAAAUCAUUAGAUGAUGCAAGUGACUAUUUUGAUGAAGACAAGGCUAUAUUGGUUAAUAAUGAUAUCGACACUCAAGCUAGAUCAGAUUUUCGCGAAUCUUGGCUUUUCAAUGUCUAUAGCCUGGACGGGCAAGGUAAGAAACGGAUACAGAUCGAUAGUCCACACUCUAUAACAGAAUGGAGUAUACAGGCUAUUGGUAUUACGAACGAUGAAGGAAUGUGUAUUGCUGACCCAGUCGAUCUAAAGGCGUUCAGAGAUUUUUUCAUUCAACUAGAUCUUCCGUACAAAGCGUCACGUUUGGAACAUUUUAAUGUGAAAGCAACGAUAUUUAAUUACGGCAUGAAAGGGGAUAAAAAGAAAGUGGCCAAUGUUUACCUGCAAGGAGUUCAAAAUUUGUGUUAUAACAGCGACGCAGGGAAACCAUCACCUCGAUUCAAAGUUGAGCUUCCGCCAAAUAGCGCACAAACAGUUACCUUUCCCAUGAUACCUUUAAAGAACGGCCUGUUUCCGGUAAAAGUAUCUGCUUUUGUUACGCAGAGAGGAAUACCUGAAAGUGACGUCAUUGAAAAGAAGCUAUACGUUGUGAAUGAGGGUAUUGAAGAAAAAAUAAUAAUUGUUGUGUGUUUAGAUCCAAGGAAUCAGACAGACGAUUGUAAAAAUGAUGAGGAACGUGUAGUUAAAGACAUUAAACGAGACAGGGACAAACGAGAAUACGAAAUAGAUCUAACUCUCCCAGAACAUAGUAUUUCUCAGACGGGGUCGGCCACUGCAUAUAUCCAAAGUAGUGUGAUGGCUAAUAUUGUCAAUACGAUCAUAGAGGGUGUUGAUUCCUUGUUUUCACAACCUGCCGGAUGCGGUGAGCAGACGAUGAUCAGACUAGCACCAACUGUAUACGCAAUGACCUACCUAAAACAAACAAAACAACAGACCGCUGACAUAGAAACAAAAGGAAAUCAAUGGAUUAGAGAUGGUGUAAACAGAGAGGUUUCCCAAUUCAAGCAAGCCGACGGAUCAUAUGCUGCCUGGCGAUACCGAACCCCUAGCACUUGGCUCACAGCAUUUGUUGCCAAGGUGUUCUGUCAAGCCAAGAAGGUUGUAGAUGAUGCUGUUGAUCAAGAGAAAGAUGUAAAACUUACAAUUGAUUGGCUGAAUAAUCAUGCUGAAGCUGAUGGAUCAUUUAUUGAUAAAAUGCCAGUUAUGGACCGAAAAAUGAUAGGACAAAUUAAUGAAAGAGAUCAUACCUUAACAGCCUUUGUACUGAUUACCUUACAAGAAUGUGGUAAUAGAUAUGCUGAUGUUAGUGUAACCGUCAACAGGGCAAUUGAGAUCCUUGAAAAUCUUUCAGAAGACAUGUUAAAGAACAAUCCUUACCUGUUGGCAAUUAGUACAUAUGCUUUAGCCAUGUCCGACAGCAAUAUGACAGAUACGUUUUUGAAGUACUUACAUGACAUUAAGGGAAAUGAUACGGAGGGUACAUUCUGGGGAAAUCCGGGAGGUAAACCAGCAAACGCUUAUGCUAUAGAAACAACAGCGUACGCCCUUCUUGCUUUGUUGCAAUUCGGGGACAUAAAAACAAGUUCGUCCAUUGUAAGUUGGCUUACGUCUCAAAGAGAUGCUACAGGACCAUUUAGAACAACACAGGAUACAGUGGUCGGCCUGCAAGCUUUGUCUCAGUACAGCAUCGUUACCUAUUCUCCAGAUGUUAAUCUAAAGGUUUUCUUUUCGGCAGACGGCACGAUGUUUUCAUCAGUAAGAGUAACUAAAGAAAACGCUAUUUUACUAAAAAAUAUAUCAAAGUUACCUGUUGAGACAAAAGAUAACAAACUUACGGUAAAAGUUCAGGGAACUGGAAGUGCAGUUAUGUCAAUUGAUCUCCGUUAUAACAGGCCAGCCACUGCGGAAGAAUCUUGUCCCUUUAAAAUCACUGAUAUUGAUGUUCAAGAGAUGGAAGAUCUACCGAUUGAUACCAAUUUGGCAAAAGAAAGAAACUGUGACGUGUGUGGCCACUGUGCGGGCGUUUACGAUUAUGAUGACUACGACAGCGAUAAUUUUAGAGAUCGGCCAGAAAUAGAACCUAAGAUAAACAGUAACUUUGGAAGAAAGAAAAGAAACACAGACAUCCGUAUCGAUGCGACAGCUCAGAAAAAAUGCAUUCGUUUCAGCGUAAGCUCUAAGAAUGAUAAAACAUAUGGUAUGUCUAUUGUGAAGUUUGGACUAGAAACAGGUGUUGAAGUGAUCAAGUCUGAUAUAGAAAAGCUCGUUAAAGAGAACAACACAAACAUUGCACACUACGAAAUGCCAUCUGACGGGAAAGGUUUUAUUGUGUUCUACUUACACGAGAUUUCUUCUAAAGAGACAAAAUUCAUAUUCCGGUUGAAGGACUUUGAUGGAGAAAUAAGUUCAAGACAACCGUCUUCAGUUUAUGUAUACGACUACUACAACCCAGAUAAGCAUUGUACUCAGAUAUAUGGAACUGGUCAAAAUAGGGGCAACAGUGUCUUGUACAAAUGCGGGAAAAAUACGAAGGAGUGCAGGUGCUUCCAAAGUAUGUGUGUUCAGCCGGUGGAAAAAGAAAUUGAAAGUUUAGCCAAGAGAAGAAGAAAACCUGCACUUAAAUUGUACCGAUACACAUGUAACUCGGACAAAGCAAACUAUGGUAAGUUUUAAAUCUUUUUUUAAUUU